Molecule: messenger RNA, 276 nt
Organism: Candida tropicalis MYA-3404
Lineage: Eukaryota; Fungi; Ascomycota; Pichiomycetes; Serinales; Debaryomycetaceae
Gene: TIM10
Product: protein transporter
Exons: 1
Coding region: 1-276 (91 amino acids)
Biological process (GO): protein insertion into mitochondrial inner membrane
Cellular component (GO): mitochondrial inner membrane
Source: RefSeq, a predicted model, not a curated record
AUGUUUGGAUUAGGUGGUGCUGCUCCUCAAGUUUCAAGUCAACAAAAACUUCAAGCCGCUGAGGCUGAAUUGGAUAUGGUUACUGGAAUGUUCAACGCUUUAGUUUCCCAAUGUCACAAUAAAUGUAUUAACAAAGCAUACAGUGAAGCUGAUGUUUCCAAGCAAGAAGCUUUAUGUUUAGACAGAUGUGUUGCUAAAUACUUUGAAACUAAUGUUCAAGUCGGUGAAAACAUGCAAAAAUUAGGUCAAUCUGGUCAAUUUAUGGGAAGAAGAUAA